AUCACUAACUCCGCGGUCACACCGUUUUUUGUGGAAAAACAUACAGGGCCUCGAGUGAAAAGCAGCGCCAGCUGCUGCUACAAAGCACUAAACAAACUAAAAGGCCAGGCGCAAACACCGGACAGCCCCAGCCAUUAACUGCAACAAUAUCCAGCAGCCCCCCUGUUCCAGUUUAUCCGCACGGACAGUGAAGUCAAUCAAUCAACAGAGUCGCCAGUCAACCAAAAGCAAACUUACAAUGGCCAGCAGCAGAACUGAAAAAGUACACUUGACAUAAACUGUGAUUAUGAGUUCCACAAAAUCUCAAGUAGCCCUAGCUACAAAUAUUCCAACCAAUAUAUCCUCUGCCGCUUCUGCCUCAUCAUCAGCGGCCGCUGCGGCCGCCGUUGUAGUUGUUGCCAGUGCGAGUGCCAGCAACGCUGCCGACGUUGCCCCAAAUACCCCUCAAACAGCAACAGGAUUAGCAGCUGGAGGAGGAGCUGUAACAAUCACAGGAUCGGGAUCAGGUUCAGGUUCAGGAUCUGGAUCUGGAUCAGGUGCUCCAUCUUCAGCAACGGCAGCCAUCACCUCAUCGUCGGUUGUGGCCACAGGCUCAACGGUAACAGCAAGUGCAACAAACAGCAACAACAACUGUGAAGAUUCUCAAAGCGGAAACGGAAACGGCGGUGCUGCCAAUUUGGGAAGACAAAAUAGUUUUGGCAAUCGACGAGGUAACAUGAAGGGCAAACAUCUCACACGCAGUCAUGCCAUGCGUGAGUCCACAUCGCCUCCACGCACGCCAACGCCGAGAGCUGCCUCCGAGCCGCAACAACAGCAGCAGCAGUUCCAGGGGGAACCCAACGAGCACAACAACAACAACAAUAAUAACAAUAACAACAACAACACCAAUAAUAAUAACAGCAACAGCAAAGCACAAUCAUCCGGAAUUCGGGGUAAUUCCCCGCUAAUGGAGACACCUGCCGUGAUUGUCACUAGUCAGCAACAGCAGCCACAGCAACAGCAACAGCAGCAACAGACGCCGCCAAAGCCGCCACAGAACAUGCCACUCAGCAAUGAGGCAGAGUUCCCAAAGUUGUCGCCUCCGAAGAAAUCUGGCGGAGGACAGCACAAUCGCACCAACAGCAAUGGCAGUGGCAUGGAGUACACCAAUAAUAAUAACAACAAUAACAAGAAAUUCGUGGUGGAUUUGAAGGCCAAUGGUCUGGACAACAACAAGCAUCACAGCAACAGCAACAACAGCGCCGCCGCGAAUGUCAUCUAUAAUUCGGGAAUGAACUACAAGGCGGCCGAUCGCCACGAGCGCCACGAACGACAUGAGAUGUCCAGCCAGAAUAGUAAUCUCAGCAAUAACCAUGACGAGGAGAACUACCACUACGAGGGUCCGAGAGGCGGAGGCGGUGGCGGUGGCAAGAAGCAUCGCGCCAAUACCAAUUCGAAGGGAAACAAGCCCCGCUUGAAGAACAUUGGAGGCAGUUCGUCCGGCAGCAUUGAUGGGGGAGGAGAACGCGAACGCGGUUUCGGUGGAGGUGCCAAUGGAGGAGGCGGUGGCGGCGGCGGCGGUGGCGGCAUGCCCAACAAUUGCAAUUCAAACAAUUCGAGCAACAACACAUCGGGCUUCAUAUCGCGCGUCUUUCAUCAAUCAGAGAACUCGAGCGAGCACUACACCGACUUUGGCGGCACCGAUCUGCUGAUGUUCUUUCGCGAUACGCUCAAUAAGAAUCCCAAGGAUCGCAAUAUACUCUUGAAAAUCGAGAAAGAUCUUAUCGAUUUCAUACAGGAUAAUGGACACGAUUGUGAGUUCCGUUUUCCACCAGCUUCCUCGUACAAUCGUAUGCUGAUCCAUCGCACGGCCGCGUUUUUCGGGAUGGAGCACAAUGUAGAUACAGAGACACAGCAGUGCGUGAUUGUGGCUGCCACAAAGGGUACACGCAUACCCGAGAUCCGCUUCCAAUCGCUAGUGCGCGAUGAUGUACGCAAGUCAAUUCUCAAGCGGGACACACACAGCUUCGAUGAGGUACGCCAGUCGCCGUAUCUCUGUCCCGAGCGUGUGAUGCUCGACCGGAAGGCCAAGAGCUUUGAGGAGCGCGAGGAGGAUUAUGAUCGGGCGCGUAGUCGCAUCUUCAGUCGCACCGGCACUCAGGACUAUGGCGAUGAGGAUUGCUAUGGCGGAUGGGAGCAGCAGCAGCAGCAGCAGAAGCAGUCACAACCACCGCGGCCCAAGCGGCCCAAUGGAAAGAUGCUGCAAAUGCAGAAUUCGACGGAAUCACGUGAUGGCAUGCGUUCUGGCGGGGCAGUGCCCAAGUCCCAUAACUUUGGCAACUAUGGUGGACCGCCCAGUGCUGGUGGUCCAGGAGGCAAUGGCGGUGGCAACUCUUUGCCGCGCGGCGACUCCAGCAACUCGAUCAAAAGCGGACGCGGGGGCUUUGCCAAACAGGACUCGACCGGCAGCAACAGCACUGCCUGGCGGCUGUCUCCUUCCAGCAGUGGCUACAAGACACGCACCCAGUCGGUGCGCUCCGAUUCCGUCACGCCCUCGCCCACCGGCUACGGCAGCGACCGGCAGACACCGGAGCUCAGUCAGCCGCUCCCGAAUCGCAUGGGAAUGGGAUUGGGAUUAGGAUUGGUAGGGGGUGGCGGCGGAGGCGCCUCUUCGUACCAGCAGCAGGCAGCAGCAGCAGCAUCCACAACAGCAGCAUCAGCUGCAGCAUCGUCUUCGUCCUCAUCAUCGUCGGCGUCAUCGGCGUCCAAUUGCUCAGGGACAUCAUCGGGACUGGUGUGGGCCGUCACAGACAUUUCGAAUGUGCCAAUUGGCAGCCUCCUCAUUGAUCCGCAAACCCUCCAACCAAUUGUCAAUGCAGACGGUUCCAUCUACCACUACGACCCGUCCAAUUUGCCGCCCAAUCAGGCGCUCCAACAUGCGGGCAACCAGUACCAGUCGGUCAACAACAACUCCGGCAACUACUCCAACUAUCGCAGGUCGUCGCCACACCAGCCUCAGCCACCCCAACAGCAGCAGCAGCAGCAGCAGCAUCACCAGCAGCCGCCACAGCAACAGUUGCAGCAGCAACAGCCACCUCCACAGCAGCAGCAGCAGGUGUAUGCCACAAAUGAGCUGUCCUGCAGCUCCACAGAGAGCUACGCCGAGGAGGUUCAGUCGCCGGGUAUGGAAUGCUCCGAGGGUUACGAAUCUGGUUACAUGGUCAGCGAACAGCAGCCGCUGCCACAGCAGCAGCAACAGCAACAGCUCCCAGUGCAGCCGCAACAGCAGUCGCUUCCACAGCAGCAACAGCAAAUCCCACAGCAGCCGCUGGUGCCACAACAGCCGGUGCUCGCACAGCAGCAGCCACAGCAGCAGCAGCCCACGAUCCCACAGCAACUGCCACAACAGCAGAUACCACUGCUGCCACAGCAGCUUCCGCAGCAACAGCAACAACAACAACUGCCCAGCAAUGACGUCGUCAGCAUCAAGCCGGGCGACGAUUGUGAUAGCAGCCUGGCCAGUGCCACGGCCUGCCUGAGCAUUACGACCUCGACCUCCACCAAGAACUACGAUCGAAUUGAGGUGCAAAAGUACAAGAAUCAGGCCACGAGUCCGAAUAUACCGGCCUGCUGUGCCGCCGUCGAGAAGGAAAUGGAGGCAGCCGCCAUCGAGGAGGAAGAGCCGGAUGAGCCCCUGCCGGCACCAUCCACCUCUGCAUCGUCCACGUCGUCCUCGGGCACUGCCGAGAUGCCGCCCAGCAGCAGUCAGACACCGCUGCCAGUCGUCGUUGCCGCGCAGAUGAACUGCGAUGUCCAGUCUGUGUCGCCCAGCUCGACGCCCUACAGCCAGUGCGAGGCUAAGACCGUCAGUCAUUUGCAGUGCAUCAGCCAGGGCGUGGCCGUCGAGGAGCCAAAGACCACCUGGACGUACACGCAGAGCUACCAGGCGCCAGAUGGAUCCACGGUCUUUCACACCACAACCACCCCGAACGGGGCGACUCCUUACUGCGCCACCACAUAUCAGCAGGGGCCCGACGGCAACAUCUAUGCGGUGCCCCAGGGUAUGGUGUAUGCCGCCUAUCCGCAACCGGGUGUGACCAGCGCCGGUGCCGGCUCCCAGCCGCUCUUCCAACUCACGACGAGCACCCAUCCGCCCGGACAAACGCUGUUCGCCUCGCCGGAGGCCGGCGGUGAGCUGUCCGGCGGCACCUACAUGAUACCUGUCUUCGAUCCGGCCCAGCAGCAACGCGAAGGUCUCAUCCAGGCCCAGGCCAUCUACCAGGCGGGACCGGGUGGACCGGCCACCGCAGUGAUGCCAAUGCCCGCCGCAGCGGCCUAUCCGGGAGCACAGUUUGCGGCCGCAGGUCCCAACGGGGCGCCCAUCUACCAGGCGCCGCUGAUCUACUCCAGCGAACCGGGUGGCCCGCAGCUGCAGCAGCUGCCGAUGGCCUCGUAUCCGUUCCAAUACUCCUACCCGUACUACCACCCGAUACCCUACUACGUGCCGCAGCAAGCGGUGGCUACCGCGCCAAUGGUGCCCACUGCCCAGCCGCUAGGCGGACAGGGAGCCCCAACCCAGGCACUGCCGGGCCAGAGUCAGCCGGGGCAUGCGACUGCCUUAGCGGCUGGACCGCCCACGGUGUCAGCAGCCCAGCAGCACCACCACCACCAACAGCAGCAGGCCGGCAACGGGGGACAAGUGGUGACCCCGGCCUACAUGACUGGCGGCGGAGGAGGAGGGGGCGGUGGUGGAGGUGCCCGGGUGAAGCGCACGCCCGGUGGCGGCUCCAUUCACUACAAUCCCAGCUACCCGCCGACGUCAGUGGGUCACGCCAGUGCGGCCCAUCACCCGGGUCCGGGCGCAACACAGAUCAUCGCUGCUCCCUCUGGAGGCACCACAACAUAUCAUGCGCUCCCGACGCUGACCCUGGCCCAUGGCGGAGCGGCGGGCAGUCAAGAUCUCAAUGCCGCUGCCGCAGCGGCCGCGGCUGGCGCCCAUUGCUACAUUCUGCCAGCGCAGCACGCCACGGCCCCGAUCCCAACGAACAUCUACCCCUAUGCGGCGGCAGCAGCAGCUGUCGGCCAGGCGGGAUCUCAGCCCGGAGCACAGUUGGUGCAGCAGCAGCAGCAGUCACUGUCCCAAUCCCAGUCGGCUCCGCAUCACACACUGAUCACGGCGGGUCCCUUCUAUCCGGCGGGAGCGGGAUCCGUGGAUCCGGGAGCCUCACAGUCGGCUCCGAGUACGCCCGCUGCCCCAGGUCGUCAGGCGCCGUUGUUCAGCACUCCGCCAGCUCCGAAUAACAGCAGCACUGGCAGCAGCAGCGGCGGCGCAGGAGGAGGCGGCGGCGGCGGUGGUGGCUACCACAGCAACAGUUCCACGCCGCACUACUACCAGAGCAGCAACGAGGGUGGCUAUUCCACGUCCUAUGAGAAGCGCAACAACAACGGGGGCGGCUCAUCCGGUCCCCCGCGCAAGCCGUACCAUCCGGGCGGCUACAAUCCUCGGCAUUCGGUGCCACUAAGCGGUAUUCCGUCGGGCGCUAAGACUCCGCUGCUGAACUCAAACAACGAGCCUACGCCCCGUGCCUCGCCCAGCAUCAGCCUGGGCGGUGGAGGAGGAGGCGCUGGUGGACCCCUUUCCUCGUCAGCCCCGCCCUACCACCAUCGCGGACCGCCGCCGCAUGUGAUGAACAAGCGCGAGGGCAAGCCCAAUCAGCUGCCUCUCAUCAGUGGACCACCGCCCAGCUACGCCCCGCCCUCGAACCCGGGCGGCAGCGGAGGGGGCUCUAGCUACGAGUCCAAGCCGCCCGUGCGACUCAAUGCGGCAGCCGCCAGCUUCCGCAGCCAAAAGUCCAUAAACACGGACUACCGGCGCAGCGUCUCGCAGAGGAAUUCGCCCAGCGCCAAUGGCGGAGGCGGCGGGGGCAAUGGCAGCCACGAGAGCAGCAACAAUUCGCCGAACAGUAUUGUCAGCAGCAACAACAACAGUGCCGCCAACACCCCGAAUGCCACUCCAGCUUCCACGCUGGUCAGCCAUACCGGCGGUUAUGUCGUCCUCGAUCAGGCCAUGGGCGCUGCCAUGAACGCCUCACCACCCUCGAUCUACAUGGGAGGUGGCGGCGGCGGCGGUGGCUCGAAUGGCGGCGGCAACAAUGCUGGCGCCGGCGGACCACGCGCCUCGCACAUUCCAGCUCAGCUGCAUCACAGUGCCGCCGCCGCAGCAGCAGCCGGAGCAGCCGGGCAACAGGCCACAGCGGCGGUGCUCAGUGCCGCCCUCGGUGGAUUCAAUCCGAAUGGGGCGUCGGGCGUGUACUUCAAGUAUGGCCAGACGUACUUUGCACAUCCAUCGGUGGCCUUGCCCAACAGCCGACGCUCGCCGUCUAACGACAUCAGGCCGCAGAUGGCGCAGAUGGCCGGCAUGUAUCCCACAAUGAUGAUACAAGCACGUCAUCCUAGCCGUCAUCCGAAUCCCAACUACAAAGGUUCGCGUCCUCGGUAAAGCCAUCCACCGGAAGGAUGCCCACAAAAAACCCCAAAAAAAAGGAAGAUAAAGCGAAACAAAAACUACAUACACAUAACGGCAUACCUAAGAUAAAGAUAAAUAGCAACCUAAUCUAGUGGAACAUAAAGUAGAUGACAAAAAGAAAAAGGGAGUGAAAUGGAAAAGAAAAAGGAACAGAGCGCAAGCGAAAGCGAGGAGAGCAAAAGGCGAUCACCAGAGAUCUGUGGCAGAGAAGGAGAUCCGAAACAGAGAGCGAUAGCAGAUAGUUGUGGGGCAAAUAAGAGUAUUGGUAGCAGCUGGAAACAGCGAGCGCUGGGCAGGGACUUAUAACUGAAGAAUCAGAGUCAGCAAAUCAAACCAGGCCACAACACACACCACAAUCUACACAGAAUCUUCCGCAGAAAUAGAAACAGAAAAAAAAAUGGGGAAGAAAAC
Molecule: messenger RNA, 6916 nt
Organism: Drosophila miranda
Lineage: Eukaryota; Metazoa; Arthropoda; Insecta; Diptera; Drosophilidae
Gene: enc
Product: protein encore
Exons: 12
Coding region: 287-6478 (2063 amino acids)
Molecular function (GO): nucleic acid binding
Source: RefSeq, a predicted model, not a curated record